AUGUGUCCUGUCCAGUGGUCUGAGGAAGAGACCGUUGUUGCGAUUGUGCUCAGCAUGUGGGGAGUUCGUCCCGAUACCAUCGCUACAUUAUUGACUAGAAAGAGUGCCUCUAUAAGGGGGUUCCUCAGUGACUCGUCUGGACCAACAAAUUACAGGCGCACAUCAGGUGCUGUUUGGAACCGGCUCCAAAGAUAUCGCGAUAAUCACAAGGAUCUCUGGAAUCCUGAUCUGGGUGAAUGGAACAGCACUGCUGUAUGCCAGUUCUUCUUACGAUCCGACCUCGAUAAGGAUCUUAUUAUCCAGUUUCUCUCUUGGACAGACGGUGAUGUUGAGUUCAUGGUGAAGUGCGCCGAAAUUGAUCAUCUGCGACCGAUUGAGUCAUAUCAUGAGCUCAGGGAAACUCUUCAGGCCCUGGGCAUUGACCACUUAAGCGACACGUUGUCGGUGGCAUUGGGUUUAGAGACUAGUCAUCCCUAG
Molecule: messenger RNA, 477 nt
Organism: Aspergillus steynii IBT 23096
Lineage: Eukaryota; Fungi; Ascomycota; Eurotiomycetes; Eurotiales; Aspergillaceae
Exons: 3
Coding region: 1-477 (158 amino acids)
Source: RefSeq, a predicted model, not a curated record